Morchella importuna is the source of this 1302-nucleotide messenger RNA. RefSeq lists its product as uncharacterized. NCBI's taxonomy places the organism in Eukaryota, Fungi, Ascomycota, Pezizomycetes, Pezizales, Morchellaceae. Gene Ontology annotation, molecular function: glutamine synthetase activity. The record is from RefSeq and is a predicted model, not a curated record. The transcript is spliced from 7 exons. Bases 1 to 1302 code for a protein of 433 amino acids.
AUGGCAGAAGUAUAUACUCUCGAGACGAUCACUGCAGAGCUGGCUGGUGAUGAUAAAGUGAAGCUCGCUGGAGUAGAUGUGGAUGGGCAGCUGCGCGGGAAGCUUAUAUCCAAAAAGAAGUUUUUAUCAGUUGUAGAAUCUGGUUUCGGGUUUUGCUCUGUAAUCUUCGGAUGGGACAUGCAUGACAAAACAUACUUUCGCGAACUUCUCAUAUCCAACGCCCAGAACGGAUACCAGCAACCAGUACCACCUUGCCCAAGAGGGCUAUUAGGGACUGUUGUGAGUAGAGUGGGAGAGAGGGGGUGGAAAGCCAUGGCUGGAGCCGAAUACGAAUUUUUCAAUUUUCAGGAAACUUCAAAAAGCGUAAAGGCAGGAAGCGGGAUAGAUCUAGAGCACCUGACACCAGGAAUGUUUGGUUAUUCUCUCACCAGACCAGUUCAAAACCAGGAGUUUUAUUAUAGAAUUUUUGAUACAUGCAAGAAAUUCAAUGUCCCAAUAGAGGGUUGGCAUACAGAGUCAGGGCCUGGAGUUUACGAAGCUGCUUUGGAGUUUGGGGAGGUCUCUCUGAUGGCUGAUCGAGCCAGUUUAUUCAAAUAUGUUGUCAAAGCGUUGGGGUCGAAAUAUGGAAUAAUGCCAUGUUUCAUGGCAAAACCAAAAGAAGGAUUGCCUGGAAAUUCGGGACAUAUGCACAUAUCCCUGGUCGAUUCGGAGGGCAAGAAUCUUUUUGCUCGGUCUGAGCCCGACACAAACCCUCCAUAUUCGGAUGUAUUACACCUUUCCGACUUGGGGCGUCAUUUUUUGGCGGGAAUGUUGGAAGGUCUUCCAUCUAUAAUGCCUAUACUAGCGCCAACAGUAAACUCCUAUAAACGCCUGGUUGAAAACUUCUGGGCACCUGUAACUGUGUCUUGGGGUCUUGAGCAUCGUGCAGCUUCCAUACGUCUCAUAGCUCCGCCGACAGCCUCACCAAAAUCCACUCGCUUCGAAAUACGAACUCCUGGGGCGGAUACAAACCCAUUUUACGUUCUCGCUGCGAUCCUUGCCACGGGCUUGCGCGGUAUCGAGAAAAAGAUCGAGCUCACAACCCCCCCUCUCGGAAAGGGCGAUGAAACUGGGAGCGGGGAGCGAUUGGCAAGGAAUUUGAUGGAGGGUGUUAGGAAGAUGAAAGAAGAGGGAAGUGUAGCACGAGAGGUACUUGGAAAUGAUUUUGUGGAGCAUUUUACAGGAACCAGAGAACAUGAGUGGCGGCUUUGGGAAGAGGCGGUGACAGAUUGGGAAGUUAAAAGAUAUGUCGAGACUGUUUGA